Messenger RNA from Schistocerca piceifrons (Central American locust), 3380 nucleotides. RefSeq lists its product as uncharacterized. The record is from RefSeq and is a predicted model, not a curated record. The transcript has 4 exons. Bases 1085 to 1522 code for a protein of 145 amino acids. NCBI's taxonomy places the organism in Eukaryota, Metazoa, Arthropoda, Insecta, Orthoptera, Acrididae.
GACCGCCAGGUGUCUGCACACGGCUGUUGUGGGACCCCUCCAGCAGCGAGGACACAAACUGUGUAGCGAACCUGCACGUGACAGCCUUAGCUCCAAGAUCCGGCCACAUCUUCGGAAUAAGUCACGGUGUAAGAGGGUUCAGUGCCCAGUCUUUGACCGAUUGUGUAACUCGGGUCUUGUGAAUGCAGUGUCAGCUUUUAAUUUCUUCGUUAUGUUCGAUAGUUUGGAGCACGUACAAUACCGCAUCGAUAAACAAUUUGCCACUAAGUAGAUAGCAGUAAAUACAAAAAGCACAUGUGUUUGUUGCGGACAGUUUCUUUUCGUGUGCACAAUGUAAAGAAGACUGGAGACCUCUAGGUAAUAUAGCCUGAUCGUGUAAGUGAAGCAUUCCAGUAAAUAUGCUAUGUUCAUGAACUUAAGAAUACAUGUUUAGUGAUUUCGGCGAAAGAUCGCUGAGCUGCAAUUAGAGUGUGCGAAGAAUUUUCCACACUAAUGUGCGUGUAUUACUCUCGCUCGAAUUGCCUUACAAUCGUUCAUUUUGUGCUUCUCAUAAACAUCAUAUGUACAGACUGGAAUUUCCCUUGAGUGAUCAGUUGGUAUUUAGGAGAUGUACCGUAUAAUCAGAAUAAGUCAGCAGGUAGCCUGACAAAGGAGUUGUCGACACUCCUCUUCAUCUUGCCGGCUCAGUUGUCUUCAAAUGAGCUGCAAUCACCAUCUUCAUCGGAGACAACGUACUGUGACGGAUGCUCCUCUCAUUUCUCCGCGUAUCACUAUUUUACGACAAGAGUGAAAGUGUUUACUAUAACAUUCGUCGUUGCUGUAGUUAUUGUUUUCGUAGCUGAUUAAAGAAAUCGCGUGCCUGAAAUGGUGCAAUGUGCGACAGAUGUGAAAUAAGGCAGACUGUUCAUCGAAAGUGAAGGAUGAUGCGAGAGUGCCGAUCGUUCCAUCGUCCACUGGCGGAAUGCUGAAGACGGUUUUUAUAGACGAACUUCAAUUCGCCAUCGAGAGCUCACUGUUGUGAGUAGCGACACCGGCGUGCAGUCUGGAGUGUGAGUACCCGCUGGAGAGUCGUGGCUGCCCAGUGAUGGUGGAAUCGACGCAGAGCGCGGGCGCCGCCCCUGGAGGCCAGUCUGCGAACGGCGGCCGCGAUGAGGCGGUCCCCAGCGCGCCCACCACCCGGUCGCCGGAGUCAGAGGAGCGGCGGCGCACGGGCCAGUACAUGGCGCUGGGCGUCGUGGCGGCGACCUUCCUGGUGGGCCUCUACCACGCCUGCCUGCAGAAGAACGCCGCGCUGGCCGGCCUGCUCGUACCCUCGCUCAUCAUGAUCGUCUACCUGGCCUGGGUGCUCUACUCCGCCAGGAAGAAGAAGUACGGGGAGAGGAGGCGCAGCUCGGCGCUGGAGAGCGGCGGACUGACGCCACGGGCUGCGCGGCGGCUCGCGGAGCACUGCUACAGCAACCCGCAGCAGGACAUCACCGCCACGGAACUGAAUAAUGCAUCAACAAAUAUUCGGAUCGCAUGACGCAGCCGUGUAGCUGUGUGGUGCCACGCCCUCGUCGUGCUGCCAUGUUCCGUGGAUCAAAACGACGACUACUGCUGGAUUCCAACGAACUUCCCAAGAAGAAGUGCUGGUUCUGCCAGUGGGAAGUCCUGCUUGGUUUACGUUCCAGCAUCAAAACAUAUGAUCAAACUGUUGUUGAUUUAAAAAAAAUGCCAUUUCUCAUCAUCUACACGACGUUAGACAAUGGUAUCACGUUGAAAGUCUGGUUUUGGGAAAAACUGAGUCCUUUUACCCAAUUUGAGCUUAAUACUCUUGUUAUCAGCUCGUUUAUAGAGACUGUUCAAAUAUGCCAAUUGACGUUCUCUUAUUUUCAGUUUGUUGCAAUAGACGACAAAACAUUGCUGUCUGGAUCUAGGCACAGUAGGAGUAUCUAGAUGUUUUUUUAGCAGUCAGCAUUAUUAGGGAAUACUUCUCCGUUUGGGUCUGCCAUUUCACUUGCUUUCGAAUAAAUGGUUCACGCAUGUCUCUGGAGUGUCUCCUGAAGAAUCGAGAUGAGCUACAUUUGGUCUUAUUCUUCCCAAACGUUUUUAACACACCCAUUGAGGAAGGUAAAUGGUGCUAGCUGUAGUAUGGCGACAAAAGGCAACUGCGUCAUGAUGGUCAUUUCUAAAGAAAGAAUUAGUUAUAGUACUGAAAUUAGAAUUUUAAUCUAACACAGAAUACUUACCUAUAAGUAUAGGGAAACUUUUUUUAUACAUCAAAAGAUAUUUUUAGGUUAUGGACAAUACUACAAAAUUCUCAUUUCUGUCCUAAAGCAUGGUUAAAUUCGUCCACUCCAGACAGCAAGUUUUCAGAUAACAUCAUACAGGUACUGUAACAAAAAGCUUCCAAAGCAAUUUAUUCAGUGUUGAAAGUUAUCACGUUCAGUAUUAAUCUUGUCCGAAAACAGUGUCCGUUUCUUCAAAAUUUUGUUUAACAUUUAACACUUUUACGUAAUCACAUCACAUACCAGUACGCAACGGAAAACAUAACUCAUUUUAUGAAUAGUUAUACAAAAAAUUCAGUCUUUAAUACGGAAAUCUGUAAGAUAUUGUCAGGUCUGUAAUUCAUUAGGUGACACUUGUGUAGAAUUCACAUUACGUUUGAAAGACUGGAGUUCACAUAUUUUCUGCAAUUUCCAGCCGAUUACAUUGAAUUCAUUCUUAACUGUUGCCAAAACAAAUUCAAAUGUGAAAAAUAUUGACCUACCUACGAGCAGGUGUGGUUUGAACAGUGGGCAUGCACUACAGGAGAUAUAAGUUCAACGUGAUAUCUGAAAGAAGACAAUAUUUUCUAACUGAUCUUUUAGACACAGAUACAAUGUGUAUAAGACGCUCCUAAGACUCAAAUACUAGGUAGUGAACGAAAGGAAUUAAAUAAUUUAAAAGAACACGUGGCACACUGCCUGACCUAAACGUUUUGGUUUGACACCACCUCAGCGGUACGUAUCCGAAUGUCGCCGCUUAUUUACUGCAACGACUUCACAUUUGGCUUCAGGAGACGAAUGCACGCUUUCCUUUUAUAGUACAUAAAUAUCAACGGAGCUUACAAGGGAGCUUUAAGUCGACAGCUAGAAACGCUAGCCUCCUGACCACGAAGGUGUUCAUGAAACUGAUUGUCCCAGUAUAUUGGCUUUGAGUUGAUGUACUACCCAUCUUUAGUUCAUAAUAAAUGUUUUGUCGCAAAAUCUGUUACAGCAAAUACAUGAAUCACCUCAACCGUGAAUACUUUGAAUUUUGUGAUGAACAUGCAUAAUAUUACAUAUAUUAGUUGACAUGGUGGAUUUUGUGAGAAAUCUAAUGACUGGUACGUAUUCUGAAAAGUUUAAAGACGACAAGAA